UGUAUAUGAAUUGAGUGAAAGUUGUAUUAAAUUUUCUGAUCUUUUUCACAUUGAAUGCAUGAUUUAGACUUAGCUUGAAUCAUUAUUUGGUCAUCCUUUGGAGCGCCUACAAGUUCCAUUUCACAGACAUCCCAUGGUGUACUACCUUUCUAAGGGUAUAGUAGAUCAUAAUGCGACGAAGACGUAGUUCAGAAACAUCGUUGGAACAUCCAUUGCCAAAAAAACGUGUACAUAAUGAAGCGAUUCCGGAAGACAUAAAAUGUGGUGAUGUAAUUACAGAUAUUAAAUCCAAAAAAUGGCGUUUAGGUAAAUUAGUCGGAUCUGGAGCGUUUGGAAAAAUUUAUUUAGUAUCGGAUUCAUCAGACCGAGAAACCAGCGGCCGUGAAGAAUAUGUUGCAAAAGUUGAACCACAUGAUAAUGGUCCGUUAUUUGUCGAAAUGAAUUUUUAUUUACGAGCGGGAAAAUUGGAGAUGAUUCAAGAAUGGCUAAACAAGAAAGUAAUCCUUGACAUUGGCAUGCCGCAUUACGUUACAAUGGGAUCGUAUCGGACAUUAAAAGAUCGAUAUAGAUUCUUAAUAUUACCACGUUACGGUACCGAUUUAGAAACAAUUUUCCAAAAGAAAAAUAAACAAUUCAGCUUAAAAACUGUAUUAACUGUAUCUAUACAAGUACUAGACAUUCUUGAAUAUUUGCAUAGCAAAGGAUACGUUCAUUCGGAUAUAAAAGGCUCAAAUUUAUUACUGGGUACCGAUUAUAAAAAAGAUCGUGAUAAAUGGCUAAAUUAUUCAAAAAAAUUUAAGUCACAGCGAUUAAUUCGAGCUUGUGGUUAUCGAGAGAAAUGUCCCAAUCAAGUAUAUUUACUUGACUAUGGUUUAGCUAGUCGUUUUUUAACCAGUGACGGCGAGCAUAAAGAAUAUUGUGACGAUGAACGUAAAGCUCAUGCUGGUACCGUGCAAUUUUGUUCACGUGAUGCGCAUAGAGGAUGUACAUCACGGCGAUCUGACUUGGAAAGUUUAGGUUAUAAUAUGUUAUAUUGGUUAACAGCAAAACUUCCAUGGGAUCAUUUGUUAGAAACUGAUGAUCCGGAUCAAAUCCAUAGAUACAAAUGUGAUGCAGUGGAUAAUUUAGAGAAUUUCCUGACAAAUGUGUUAGGUAAUUCAUUUCCUACAUGUAUUUAUAAAUAUUUAGAUUAUGUGAAAAAUUUGGACUUUGAACAAAAACCCGAUUACGAUUAUUGUAGAAAAUUAUUGUGUACGGGCUUGAUUGAAUUUGGUUAUAGUAACGAUAAUUAUCUAGAUUUUGAUCAAAACUGUGAUAUGCUUAACAAGAAAAAAUUAUUACUUAAGAAAGUGAAAAAAAAUUCGGAAAAUAUACGUGGAAUUUAUAAAAUACCAACGAAAACGGCAAUGAUGUAUGAUCGUAAACCAUUUGGUGUAAACUCUCAAGUCAUGUUAAAAAAACCAAAAUUACGAUCACAUCCCAGAGAAUCACGUAACUCAUUCAAUUGGGCUGACGUUUUAUCUUCGAAUCCAGAAAAACUCAUCAAAAUGAGUUGUGAUAGUCGAUCACGUAAAAAUACAGAGAGUAGUGAUACAUAUGAAUCAAACAUUUUAAACAUAGAUAUAUCCAAAUUAAAUCCUACAUAUGCAAUGAUAGAUGUGAUAAAUCGAGCGCAAGAGCGUUUGAAUAAUAAUAUAAAAAGUAAUCGAUGGGAAAUAGGUGAUAAAAAGUAUGAAGGUUAUACACCGGUAAUGGAAUAUAUUUUUGACCGUAAAAUAACACGAGAAAAAGAAGAAUUAGAAAAAGAAUUGGAAAUGAUUAGAUUGGCUAAAGAAGCAGCACUCGUUGAAACCGCUAAAACAACUAUCAAUUCUAAUAAUCAGUCGCCAAUGAGGACACGAUCUAAGGGAAAAGCGGUUAUGUAUACAUUACCAACCACAUUAAAUAAAAAGAGAGAAAAGGCUAAACAAGCUAAGAAAAUUCGUGUAGCUGCUAUGACUGCGAAUCAUCCACGUAGCUGUUACAGUUUAAGAGGAUAACAUUUGAAAAGCAGUAUUAUGAAUAUAAUCACUAGUGAAAGAUUGGAAAGGAUUUCAAAACCAACUUCUCAGAAGUUUUGUAUAAAUUCUUAAGUAUAUUCCCUUUGAGUCUUUUUUUUCAAAUUUGAAUCUAUUUUUUUAAAAUAAGAAAUAUUAUGAAAAUUGUGAGAGUAAUUAUAAUUUUAUCAAUAUAAUUCGGUCAAAGUACGUGUUUCAAUUAACAAAUAUUUGCAUAUAGCUGAAAAUCGGUUUUUUUUUUAAAUUUUUCUGUCAAAUAGUAAGUUUCACCCUUAAAAUUGGUCGGAUAAAAUUGAUGUAGGAUUAAUUGGGGAUUAUCAAAUGUUAUUUGUAAUAAGGAGUGUCAUCCACUAAUUACGUUACAAAAGUUUUUUGCUUUUUGACUCUCCCUUCCUUGUCACAGAAGAUCACAUUUGUAAAGCCCCCUCCCCUUGAUGUGAUGUCACAUAUUUUUCAAUUUUAUAAUUAGAAAUAAUUUAUUUAAAGAAGCAGUUUCAAAUUUUUUUAUAUUUUCAUUCGAAAUAAUCUUUAAUAAAAUCUUUAAUAAACAUAAAAUCAAAUGACGCAUACGGUGGUACUUGCCGAAGGUCUCACAGUGUUAGUGAUAUUUUUUGUUUACAUAUAAAUAACGCGUUUUAAUAUUUUCAAUUUUAACAUGUGACGUCACAAAGCUAUCGAUCCCCUAGCCCUUGUCUCACGAUGUCACAUUUUGUUGCCUCCCCCCCUUAACAUGUGACGUAAUUUAUGAAUGGUCCCUAAUGUUCCCAACAUCUGUACCAAUUUUCAACUCUGUGCGAAUUAUUUUAAACCUACCACUAGGUUUUAAACUGAAUUGGCCGGGUUAACAAUUAGAUUUUUAUUUAAUUAAAUGACGAUAAAUUAAAAAAAAAUAAUUAACUUAAAAUAAGUUGAUAUUAUUUAUUUUUUGAUGUUUUAAAUUCUAUUCCUCCAUUAUUAAGUAUAAUUUAUUAUUUUUUAUGUUAAGAUUAAGGAACGAUAAUGUUCAUUGAGUAAGAAAAGGAGUUGAAGCAAAUAAAGUCUGUCACUUCUAACGUCUGUCUUAAUUUAGUGUAAAAUCUGCAAGAUCUAAUCUUUGUAUAAAUAAAUUAGACAUCGUUAUAGAUCGGUAUUUAGCUGGCUAGCAAAAAACAUAUCUAGUCCGAUAAUUUUCAUUCCGUUCACUUUGAAAAAUAAAAUUUUAAAUUGUUUUUCCAGUAGAAAAUUAAGUUCAAGCAUUGAACGUGUACAGCCUAAUUAAUAGAAUUCCCGUUAUUUCUGUGGAUUCAGCACCCUCAUUUUUUACUACAUAAAAAAAUGUCACGCGUUAUAUUUUAAACAAUUCAACUGAAAAUUUUUUACUAAAGAAUUUAGAAAAAAUUAUUCAAUUAAAAAUUGUUCUAUUCGAACUGAGAUAUUUCAUAGAGACCUUAAAUUUGACCUUGACUUCCAAGAUCGUUUAAAAUUCAACUUAAGUUUAUAAGCGUAGUAUUACAGUUAAAGUUUAAAUUAGAAAGUUAUUCUUUAUAAAAUAACAAACAAAUUUUGUUGGGAAUAUUGAUGCUAGUUUUUCCAUUUGAUUUCUACGGAAUCUAACCGGCUUUGAAAAUUGAUUUUUGCUUCAAUUCCACACACUGAUUUUUGCUUCGAUUUCUGCUGUAUGUAUUAGGGUUACAAAAAAAUAUUUCCAAUUAUCUCUUAUCAAUUCAGAGCAGUAGUUGGUUUGUAAAUGACUAGGUCAAGGUCAAAUUAAUUUACCUGCAUUGAAGCAUUUUUAAUUGAAUUGUUUGUUUAAAAUGUGAUAUUUGGAAUGAAACGGGUUCUAAAUUUACAGAGUAAGCAGCGAUUUUUUCAAGCUGAAUAAGACAAAUUAUAUCAAUUAAAAUUAUAAAAGUGAAACGAAUUAAACAAAUGGCGUACGAAUUAGUCACAUUGUCUUAAAUUUGAAUUUUUCCAAAUUUAUGUAGAUUAAACUAAUUAUAAAAUUAUUAUUGUAUGCCACAUUAAUUGAGCCCAAACAAUCCGACUAUUCCAACUAGAAUACCAAUCCUAUAACUAAGAAUGUGAAAAAUGUAACUGCAAAAUAAUGCCUAGUUUAUUUUUUCCAUCAACGAGUAUUUUCGUUCUUUGAUCUAUUUUCUUUUGUUUUUUUCUUAAUUAUUUUGACUAAAUAAAAAUUUCUUUAUAUACAGUCUUGUAAUUUUAUUUUGACGUACAAUAAAUUUAAACGAAAGUGGUCACUGUCGGAUUUGGUCUAAAAUCCGAAUUAGGAUAGACCUUCACCCACCUACUUACCGAAUGAAAGUUAUUUUUUAUGAAAUAUAAAAUGUUAACAAAUAUCCCUGCAAUGGGUUUCCUAAAAAAUGUGGUCAAGUUUACUUUUUGUGAAAAUACCAAAAGUAAAACUUGUUUAAAUUUUUCACUUAGCAUAUCUAACCAAUUUUACCCCAAAGUAAAACCAUAAGGAAUAUACAGCAGCUGAGUUGCAUCAAUACAAUUUGAGAAUAGUAAUUACGUUCAUCUGGUAAUUCAUUGACUCACUAUAAUAUCAUAUCUAAAUAAAGAUAAUUUUAUUGCAUUACGGUGGUAUAUGAUUUUUCCACGAAAUAUCGUUAAAAAAAUUAAGUUUACAAGCUUUCCAAGUUUAUCAAAGAUAUUUGUUAAUAUUUUACAUUUCAUAAAAAAUACCUUUCAUUCGAUAAACAAAUGGGAAAGGUCGGCCCUAAUUCGAUUCUUGUACUAAUUGUAAUAAUUAAAAAUUAUAAUUUUUUCCUUCGAUGUCUAGUAGAUGAGAAACGUAAAAGAAAAAAAUUUAAAAUUAUUUCA
Chrysoperla carnea is the source of this 4880-nucleotide messenger RNA. RefSeq names its product serine/threonine-protein kinase VRK1-like. The transcript has 5 exons. The record is from RefSeq and is a predicted model, not a curated record. Gene Ontology annotation, cellular component: nucleus; cytoplasm. Gene Ontology annotation, biological process: signal transduction; peptidyl-serine phosphorylation. Bases 171 to 2039 code for a protein of 622 amino acids. NCBI's taxonomy places the organism in Eukaryota, Metazoa, Arthropoda, Insecta, Neuroptera, Chrysopidae. Gene Ontology annotation, molecular function: protein serine/threonine kinase activity; ATP binding.